GUCAUCUUCGCCUGGCGUACCCCCCCACCGUCCACCGUCCACCGUCCACCUUCCCCCCCCGCCGCCGACCAACCCACGGAACAUCCGAUUGCAAAGGCCAGGCGGUCGCUUCAGCCUCAAAGAUGGCUGGCCUAAAACAUGCCAAGGUCGCCUUGGACCCGGCCAUCGUCCGACUGGGGAAUAUGAACACGAACCGCUACAAGUACUUCCGAUGGACGCCCAGGACAGCGUGGAUCACGUUCAUGUAUGUCGCAGUGGUGCCGAGCAUCGUUGGCGUCAUUGCAUACUCGACAGAUGGUAAGUACGAUCUGCGCGCGAAGCGGAGAGGCGACACCAUCUACGAGUAUUGAUUGGCGCGGAGAGCAAGGGUUUGCGGUCGCAUGAGAGAACUGUACAUAAGAUAUGGCUGGACUGGCUUGACAUGGAGAUCAGCCAGAGGGGGACGUGGGAGCUCUAUUAGGAUCUCAAAACGCCGAAAAAUGCCGGUUAUCAACAA
Molecule: messenger RNA, 496 nt
Organism: Lasiosphaeria miniovina
Lineage: Eukaryota; Fungi; Ascomycota; Sordariomycetes; Sordariales; Lasiosphaeriaceae
Exons: 4
Coding region: 123-350 (75 amino acids)
Source: RefSeq, a predicted model, not a curated record